AUGUGGCAGACACGGGUUCGCCUGUCUAGGUGGUCGCCGGCGAAGGAUGGUGUAACCGGCGGCGUGGACAGGAUGAUCGCCGGAGAGGAGAAGACCGGCGGCUGGGUGCCGAGGGGGCCGGCAAUGGACAGAGCUGCCGGCAGGAGAUGCAGAGCGGCCGGCAGGGACCUGCAGGCGCACGGCACGGACGGCGGCGAGGAGAUCAGCAAGUACGGGCGACGUCAGGGAGAUCGGCGGGGACCUGUGGGAGUUCAGUGGCAGGUACAGGCAUGUCGUCCAGAGCAGGAACAGAGCUGCAAGCGGCGCUAUCAGGGUACCAGACUGACAGGCCUGUCAGACCUGUCAGUCCAACCUCUGCGGCCCCCGCUAGCAGCCCCUCCGGCCCCCACCGGCUAUCCUUUCCGGCCCCCACAACAGGUUCUUCCCGGCCUCCUGCCGGCUCCCGGGCCCCGCCUGCUCUUCCUUGCGGCUGCCGCUUCCCCGCUGCCCCUCCGCCCGCCGCCGCGCUCAGCCGCUGGCUUCCCUGGCCACCACUUCCCGACAGCACCGCCUCCUCGGGUGCAACUACUCCCUGCGCCCGCCGCCUUUCGCCACCGCCUACCUGUUGCCCCCAGCUCGCCGCUCAGUCUGCGGCCUCCGCCUUGGCCCCCGCCGCUCCGUCCCCGGUCGCCGCUCAGUUCCCGGCCGCCGCUCCGUCUCCCCGGCCCUUUUUUCCGGCCGGCCACUGCUCCGCCACUAGGCCACCACCCAUCCGCUGCUCAGCCACCGGAUCUCCACUAG
Cryptomeria japonica (Japanese cedar) is the source of this 780-nucleotide messenger RNA. RefSeq lists its product as uncharacterized. Lineage: Eukaryota; Viridiplantae; Streptophyta; Pinopsida; Cupressales; Cupressaceae. The record is from RefSeq and is a predicted model, not a curated record. Bases 1 to 780 code for a protein of 259 amino acids. The transcript is spliced from 2 exons.